AUGCAAUUAGAACAAAAUCCUACUCUUAACCAAACUGAAUUAGAGAUUAAAAGAAAGCAAUUAAAAGAAUUAGAAGAACAAGAAAAAGAACUAACUAAAUCUUUGCCACUAUCUACUCAAAUUAGUAUUUUAGAAAAAGAAAUUAAAGAAUUAGAGAAUAAAUCUAAUAAAACUCUCACUGAAAAGGCUCUUUUAGAUAGUAAAAAGAAGGAGUUGGAAGGGUUAUUAAGAAAGAAGAAUAAUUCUAAUGUUAAUAGUGAUAAAUCAGUUGACAAAACUAUGCUUUAUAUUGGAAUAGGAACAUUUGGUUUAUUUGCUUUACUUUUAAUCUUUAUUCUUACCAAAAACCUCCACUCUGGUCCUCUCGUACUAAGAGCAGAUCUUCGCAAAUUUCCUACGCCCACAACAGAUAGGGACCAAACUGUCUCACGACGUUCUAAACCCAACUCACGUACCGCUUUAAUGGGCGAACAGCCCAACCCUUGGAAGAUUCUGCUCCUCCAGGAUGCGAUGAGUCGACAUCGAGGUGCCAAACACUUCCGUCGAUGUGGUCUCUUGGGAAGUAUUAGCCUGUUAUCCCCGGGGUAA
Molecule: messenger RNA, 588 nt
Organism: Paraglomus brasilianum
Lineage: Eukaryota; Fungi; Glomeromycota; Glomeromycetes; Paraglomerales; Paraglomeraceae
Source: the annotation of a GenBank genome assembly